AUGGCGCAAAGGUACGAUGAGCUGGCUCAUUACGGAGGCGCGAUGGACGGAGUCGGAGUUCCCACUUCCAUGUACGGAGACCCGCACGCCCCCCGGCCUCUGCCCCAGGUCCACCACCUGAACCACGGGCCGCCCCCGCAUCCAACGCAGCACUAUGGAGCCCACGCACCGCACAACAUCAUGCCCAGCAGCAUGGGCAGCGCCGUCAACGACGCACUGAAGAGGGACAAGGACCAGAUUUAUGGACACCCGUUAUUCCCUUUGCUCGCUCUGGUGUUUGAGAAGUGCGAGCUGGCGACCUGCACGCCCAGAGAGCCCGGCGUGGCGGGAGGAGACGUCUGCUCCUCCGAUUCCUUCAAUGAAGACAUAGCAGUGUUUGCAAAACAGAUCCGCGCAGAGAAACCGUUAUUUUCCUCUAACCCGGAGCUGGAUAACUUGAUGAUUCAAGCGAUUCAAGUCCUACGAUUCCAUCUGCUGGAAUUAGAAAAGGUUCAUGAGCUGUGUGAUAACUUCUGCCACCGGUACAUCAGCUGCCUGAAAGGCAAAAUGCCCAUCGACUUGGUUAUAGAGGAGCGAGACGUUUGUAAGUCGGACUUCGACGACCUGUCAGGAUCCUCCACCAACCUCGCAGAUCAUAAUCCAGCGUCCUGGAGAGACUUGGAUGACGCCCACUCCACGCCCUCCGUGGGCACCCCGGGACCCUCCAGCGGGGGACACGUCUCCCAGAGUGGAGACAACACCAGUGAACUAGGAGACGGCCUCGACAACAGCCUGGCAUCACCGGGCACGGGAGACGAGGAUGACCAGGACAAGAAGAGGCAGAAGAAACGGGGCAUCUUCCCCAAAGUGGCCACAAAUAUAAUGAGAGCGUGGCUCUUCCAGCAUCUUACGCACCCGUACCCCUCAGAGGAACAGAAAAAGCAGCUAGCGCAAGACACAGGCCUCACCAUCCUACAAGUCAACAACUGGUUUAUCAAUGCGAGGAGGAGAAUAGUCCAGCCUAUGAUCGAUCAGUCCAACAGAGCAGGUAAAUUUGCACUUCAUUCACUGUCCAAUGGUACAGCUUACAGUCCAGAUGGCCAGCCAAUGGGAGGCUUCGUCCUUGAUGGGCAGCAGCACAUGGGUCUCCGACCUGGAGGGCCAAUGGGUGGCAUGGGUAUGAACAUGGGUAUGGAUGGGCAGUGGCACUACAUGUAA
This is a messenger RNA of Scomber japonicus (chub mackerel), 1197 nucleotides long. It is a transcript of the gene meis2b, whose product is annotated as Meis homeobox 2b. NCBI's taxonomy places the organism in Eukaryota, Metazoa, Chordata, Actinopteri, Scombriformes, Scombridae. The transcript is spliced from 12 exons. The coding region runs from base 1 to 1197 and encodes 398 amino acids. Gene Ontology annotation, molecular function: RNA polymerase II cis-regulatory region sequence-specific DNA binding; DNA-binding transcription activator activity, RNA polymerase II-specific. The record is from RefSeq and is a predicted model, not a curated record. Gene Ontology annotation, biological process: eye development; brain development; animal organ morphogenesis.